Molecule: messenger RNA, 1011 nt
Organism: Saprolegnia parasitica CBS 223.65
Lineage: Eukaryota; Oomycota; Saprolegniomycetes; Saprolegniales; Saprolegniaceae
Product: serine/threonine protein kinase
Exons: 4
Coding region: 1-960 (319 amino acids)
Biological process (GO): protein phosphorylation
Molecular function (GO): ATP binding; protein kinase activity
Source: RefSeq, a predicted model, not a curated record
AUGGACAAGUACGUCAACCGCCGUCUCCUCGCGCCCGCGCUCUUCGGCGAGGUGCUCCUCUGCACGGACGCCAUGACGCGCCGGGACGUGGUCGUCAAGGCCAUGGACCUCGACCGCGCCGCCGCCCACGCCACGACCGACGGCCUUCCGGUGCAUGAAGACAUUGCGAUGGAAAAACGCGUCUACACGCAGAUGCAGCUCCACGGUGGCCACGCCAACAUCCUCCAGCUCCUCGCGUGUUUUGAGGCCGACGGCCGCGACCACUUUGUACUCGAGUAUGCGAGCCGCGGCGACCUCUUCUCGCAGCUUCGGACGCAGCAGCGCUUCCGCGCCUUGGAAGCGCGUGCCUACUUUCAUAACAUUACCGCCGGCCUCGCCUUUCUUCACGAUCAUGGUUUUGCGCAUGGCGAUCUCUCGCUCGAAAACGUCGUGCUGACCGCCGACAAUACGUGCAAGCUCAUGGAUUUCGGCCUUGCGGCGGCGCGGGCCAACGGGCCACGGACCAUCGCUGUCGGCAAGUACUUUUACAUGGCCCCCGAAGUGUUUCUCGGCAAGCCGUACGACGCGGCGACCGCGGACAUGUGGUCGCUGGGCAUGCUCCUUUUGAUCAUGCUCACGGGCCUGCCCCCGUUCGGGAAGGCCAACUGCACUGAUCCCGUGUUUGUGGCGUACCAGACCCACGGCAUUCGCACCAUUCUCAAGGGCUGGAAGGUGCUCCAGUACUGUUCCGACGACGCGAUCGACCUCAUUGAACGCCUCCUCGUCGAAGACCCCGCCAAACGCUUUUGCAUGCAGCAAGUGCUCUCACAUCCGUUUCUGGCGCGUCCGAAAUCGCCGCCGUCGCCGACCCAAGACCGCAUCAAGAAGCGCGUGCGCGUCCAGAACUUUUUUCGGCGCCUCUUUCGUGGCAAGCGCGGUGGCUCGUCGCUCGAUUUGCUCGCCAAUAGCCAGUGGCACUAGCUACGUCGUAGCGCGUUUUCUAACCGUUUUUAUUUAUCCAAUGGUGCCAUA